CCCGACCACUUAAAAACAUAUUGGAUCUUGCAAGUUCAUUUUUUUUCUUGUCUAUUAAAAAGACAAUUUUAUAUUUUAGUUUUUCUUUUGUCAAAGGAAACAUCAAAUAGUAGAAGAUUAACCUAACUAUGAAGUGUCUAUAAAUUCAGAGGUAAUGCAUAAGGCAGUAUGCAUGAGUGUACUAAAGAGGGGAAGAAUAAUAAUAGAGAUGGAGAGUUUCAAAGAGUGUUCACUAACUAGUAAGGAUGUGUCUCUCCAAGAGCUGAAACAAAGGUUAGCUGACUUUGCUAGGGUGAGAGGUUGGGAACAAUACCAUAGUCCAAGAAAUCUUCUCUUGGCCCUUGUGGGAGAAGUAGGAGAACUAUCAGAAAUAUUUCAAUGGAGAGGAGAAGUAGAAAGAGGAUUACCCAAUUGGAAUGCAGAUGAUAAAGAGCAUUUAGAAGAUGAACUUUCUGAUGUUUUGCUAUAUCUAGUCCAACUUGCUGACGUUUGUGGCCUUGAUUUAGGAAAAGCAGCUUUAACUAAGAUUAGCAAGAAUGGGAAAAAAUACCCCAUUAAUAAUCAUCCAAAACCCUAAUAAUUCACUCUAAUUUGCCAACCCAAUUGCACUUUUUUCUCCUUAUUUUGCUUGAAUAAAUUAAUCCUUUUAUGUUGUAUUAUGCUACAAAACUAUGGAGCAUGAAGUGUUUAAUACCCAAGAUUAUCAAAUUUUGUUUAAUGUA
This is a messenger RNA of Beta vulgaris subsp. vulgaris (sugar beet), 722 nucleotides long. RefSeq lists its product as uncharacterized. The coding region runs from base 155 to 577 and encodes 140 amino acids. Lineage: Eukaryota; Viridiplantae; Streptophyta; Magnoliopsida; Caryophyllales; Amaranthaceae. Gene Ontology annotation, biological process: nucleoside triphosphate catabolic process. Gene Ontology annotation, molecular function: nucleoside triphosphate diphosphatase activity. The transcript has 2 exons. The record is from RefSeq and is a predicted model, not a curated record.